Messenger RNA from Argentina anserina (silverweed cinquefoil), 4097 nucleotides. Its product is annotated as pentatricopeptide repeat-containing protein At1g18485. Gene Ontology annotation, biological process: RNA modification. The coding region runs from base 1 to 2880 and encodes 959 amino acids. The transcript has 2 exons. Gene Ontology annotation, molecular function: zinc ion binding; protein binding; RNA binding. Lineage: Eukaryota; Viridiplantae; Streptophyta; Magnoliopsida; Rosales; Rosaceae. The record is from RefSeq and is a predicted model, not a curated record. Gene Ontology annotation, cellular component: intracellular membrane-bounded organelle.
AUGGUCUCAGUGGCACCACCACCACUCCCAUUCUCAUCAUAUCAUCGUCAUCGUCAUCCUCUUCUUCCGAAACACUCCCUUCUCACUCCAAAAGCUUCCCUCUCUUUCUCUCCCACACAACCCACCAAAACCAACCCCCCACUCCAUGACCUCAACCGCCUCUGCAACUCCGGCAACCUCCCCGCCGCCCUCGCUCUCCUCCAAACCACCCCCUUCCCCACCUCCCAACACCUCAAAGACGCCAUCGGCGCCCUCCUCCAGGCAUGCGGCCGCCACAACGACAUCCAAACCGGCCGCAAGCUCCACCGCCUCGUCUCCCAGUCCACCCAAUUCAAACACGACACCGUCCUCAACACCCGCAUCAUCACCAUGUACUCCCUCUGCAGCUCUCCCUCCGACUCCCGCCUCGUCUUCGACAACUUACCCACCAACAACCUCUUCCAGUGGAACGCUCUGCUCAGUGGCUACUCAAGAAACGAGCUUUACGCCGAAGCAAUCGCCACAUUCAUCAAAUUGAUCUCCGCCGCGGAGUUUCGGCCUGAUAAUUUCACGAUGCCGUGUGUGAUCAAGGCCUGUGGAGGAGUUUCGGACGUGGGUUUGCUGCAGGGGGUUCAUGGGAUGGUGGUGAAGAUGGGUUUGGCUUCUGAUGUGUUUAUUGGGAAUGCAUUGAUUUCUGUCAAUGCGAAAUUAGGGAUUGUAGGGGAUGCAGUUAAGGUGUUUGAUAAAAUGCCUGAGAGGAAUCUGGUGUCUUGGAACUCGAUGAUUGGGGGGUUUUCGGAGAAUGGGAUGUGUGAAGAGAGUUUUGGGUUGUUGGUGAGGUUUAUGGAGGGUGAGGAAGGGUUUGUGCCGGAUGAGGCGACGGUGGUGACUGUAUUGCCGGUUUGUGGUGGGAGAGGGGAGGUUAGAAUGGGGAUGGAGAUUCAUGGUUUGGCGGUGAAGUUGGGGCUGGAUAAGGAGAUGAUGUUGAGUAAUGCGUUGAUGGAUAUGUAUUUGAAAUGUGGGUGCUUGAAGGAAGCUCGGGUUUUGUUUGAGAGGAAUGAGAGGAAGAAUGUGGUUUCUUGGAAUGCUUUUAUAGGUGGUUAUUCUAGACAAGGGGAUGUUAGUGGAGUUUUUGAUCUUUUGCGGAAAAUGCAGGUGGAGGAGAAGGUGGAUGAGAUCACCGUCUUGAAUGUGUUACCGGCUUGUUUGAAGGAGUCGGAGCUUUUGAGGUUGAAGGAGCUUCAUGGUUACUCAUUCAGACAUGGGUUUCAAGAUGAUGAACUGGUGGCCAAUGCUUUUGUUGCAGCCUAUGCGAAAUGCGGUUCACUGAGUUCUGCUGAGCAGGUGUUUUGUGGUAUUGAGACGAAGACAGUGAGCUCCUGGAAUGCAGUUAUUGGUGGCCAUGCUCAGAAUGGAGAUCCAGAAAAGGCUUUGGAUUUGUACCUUCAAAUGAAACAAUCAGGUUUGGAUCCUGAUAGUUUUAGCAUUGGUAGCCUCCUUUUGGCUUGUGCUCGCCUGAAACAUCUUCAAUAUGGUAAAGAGAUUCAUGGGUUUGUACUGCGUAAUGGGUUAGAGUUGGAUUCAUUUAUUGGUAUAUCAUUACUAUCUUUCUACAUCCAAUGUGGUAGACUGUCAACUGCAAGAGCAUUAUUUGAUAAGAUGGAACAUCAAAAUGCAGUGGCGUGGAACGCAAUGAUCUCUGGUUACUCUCAGAUGGGACUUCCUGAUGAAUCCCUUGAUCUCUUUCGAAAAAUGCUGUGUAAUAGAAUCCUACCUAGUCAAAUAGCCACAAUGAGUGUGCUGGGGGCUUGUUCACAACUAUCAGCCCUACGUCUAGGGAAAGAAUUGCAUUGUUUUGCUCUGAAAGCAUGCCUCACAGAAGACAUGUUUGUUGGUUGUUCUCUCAUAGAUAUGUAUGCAAAAUGUGGCUGCAUAGAACAAUCUCAUAAGGCUUUUGACAGUUUAACCAAGAAAGAUGUUGCAUCAUGGAAUGUCAUAAUUGCAGGAUAUGGAAUUCACGGACAAGGAAACAAAGCCUUAGAGCUAUUUGGAGAAAUGGUGAGUUUGGGGCAUAAACCUGAUGGCUUUACUUUUCUUGGAAUUCUGACUGCAUGUAGCCAUGGCGGUCAGGUUAAAGAGGGGCUAAAUCAUUUCAAACAGAUGCAAAGGUUGUAUGGUAUAGAGCCAAGGUUAGAGCAUUAUGCAUGUGUGGUUGACAUGCUGGGUAGAGCUGGUCACUUGCAGGAAGCUUUAAACCUCAUAGAUGACAUGCCUGAAAACCCAGAUACUAGAAUUUGGAGCUCAUUGCUGAGUUCCUGUAGAAAAUAUAAUGAUUUGGAAAUGGGGAAGAAAACUGCUGAAAAGCUACUGGCAUUGGAGCCCGAAAAGGCAGAGAAUUAUGUCCUACUGUCAAACUUAUAUGCUGCAUCAGGGAGUUGGGAUGAUGUGAGAUGGGUGCGGCAAAGGAUGAAAGAGAUUGGCCUUCAGAAAGAAGCUGGCGGCAGUUGGAUUGAACUUGGAGGACAAGUGUACAGCUUUAUUGCUGGUGACAAUUCCCUGCCAGAGUCAGGCGAGAUUAGGAAGAUGUGGUCAAGAUUAGAGGCUAGAAUAAGUAAACUUGGAUAUACACCUAACACAGAUUCUGUGCUUCAUGAACUGGAUGAUGUGGAGAAGAUUGAAAUAUUGAGGGGGCAUAGUGAAAAGCUUGCAAUUUCAUUUGGAUUGUUAAAGAUGAAUAAAGGUGCUACACUGAGAGUCUGUAAGAAUCUGCGCAUCUGCGUCGAUUGUCACAAUGCGGCUAAGUUGAUAUCAAAAGCUGUUGAAACAGAGAUAAUUGUGAGAGACAACAAGCGAUUCCAUCAUUUCAAAGAUGGCCUCUGUUCGUGUGGAGAUUAUUGGUAACGAAUGAGGAGUUCAGAAGUUGUUAGGGCAUCUCAUAUCAAAGGUACUAGAGCACUAGAACUGAAGGCUGCAGCCCACAGCUUUGUAAGUUGUAAUAUAUCUAUCAAUCAUGUCCUUGUGAUUUGAAAUAGAACUUUUUGUUACUGCUUAUUUCUGAUCACAUAGGAAAACUGGUCUUUGUCUGACAAGAUUAAGUCGAAAAUUCCACAUCAGUAGAAAUAGUAAACAAUAAAAGGGACUCUAACAAAGGACAUGAGCUUCUGAGGAGAAUCCACAGACCUGCAACAGAUAAGAAGACAGUAGUCACUUUAAAGAAGACACCACAGUGCUGGAUCACCUGAGCUAGUUCUUGACAUCUGGAAUGAACAAAAGUGCUCAUAAAAACAGAAGUAAAUGCAAAUUAGAUUGCAAACGCGAGAAAGUAAAAGAUCAUGGGGAGCGGAUGGUGCAGCUGGGUGGAUAGGAGAGCCAUAUCAAUGGCUGAUGCUGAGCCAAAAGACCACAGUUAUCUUUACUGAAUCCAAGUUUUGGUGCUUAGCUACCUCAACAAUUGCUUCUUGAUCAGGACCAUCAAUGUGCCUGAUCUUAUGGAGUAGUAGAAUCACUUAUGUAAGGAAUGACUUGCAGAGCUCAUUGUGCCUAUUUUAACCAAAAUUAUAGAAAUUGAAGCUCGCUUGGAGACAAUUACAACGCAGCAGGCCGGACAAACAACAUGGACGGAAAGUACAAUGCAGCAGUUGCAGAAUAUAACUACAAGGCAGGACAGUAGAUGAAGCAUGUAGUCCAUUUGAACCAGCAAGGGAAUGGGAUCGAAAUAGAUAUAAAGAAGGCAGUCACUCCAAAGAAGACGCCUGUUUGUUGGAUCAUCAUUGCUAUAUCUGGACGGUUCGAAGGAAUAAAUGUGCUCACGAAAAUUGAAGUAAAUGAAAAUAGUAUUGCAAGUGCCAGAAAGUAAAAGAUUUCUGGGAGCUGUGAGUGUUGAAGUUGGGCAGAUACAAGGGCUAUUUCAAUAGCUGAUGCAAAGCAAAAUACCACAAUUAUUUUUGCCCAAUCCAGCUUAUGGUGCCUGGCUAUUUCCAUCACUUCAACUUGCCGAGCUGGUUCAGCUGCUGUUUCUUGGUCAGGACCAUCCAAAUCAUUCUUUUGGAGAAGUUGAAUCAAUUUUGUGAAAACUGUCUUGGUAGAGUUCAUUGUGCUUAUUAUAUGCCAGACAUAUU